Messenger RNA from Adineta ricciae, 2871 nucleotides. The record is from the annotation of a GenBank genome assembly. NCBI's taxonomy places the organism in Eukaryota, Metazoa, Rotifera, Eurotatoria, Adinetida, Adinetidae.
AUGCAGACACGACAGUUUCAACAAUUAAUCGAUCUACAUUCGAUUCUUCAGAAUGAACAACAUGAUCGAAUUACGAUACUUAUUUCAGGUAAACAGUUCGUCAUACAAAAUCAGCAAUUGAAAAACUUUCCAAAUACAUUAUUGGGUGAUGAACUGAAACGACGUUUAUUCUACGAUGAAGCUUCGAAUGUCUAUCGAUUCGAUCGUCACCCAUCUAUAUUUGAAUCAAUACUCUAUUACUAUUUGAAUCCCGGCAUGCUCAUACGACCACCACAUAUCGAACCGGAACUUUUCUAUGAAGAACUUCGGUUUUGGCAAAUCGAUGAACGUCUCAGUGAAGUAUUCACCGAAGAAGACAUGACACCUUUAGACGAUAUUCGUUUGUUGCCAACUGAAACAUGGCGUUGUUUAAUUUGGAAAACGCUUACUUACCCAAAAAGUAUUACUUUUCCCUACGGUGAUUUGAUCACUGGUCUCUCGAUAUCAUUGACUAUUCUAUCCUGUGUACCUUUUCUCAGCGAGAUCAUUCCAACUGUCACUGAGCUGACCCAAUUCCAAGAAAUACUUGGCGUCAAUCAGAUACAUUUUCCGUUGUACAUGCGUCCAUCUUAUAUCACCGAGAUUCUUUGUAUUUUCGCAUUUACCGUUGAACUCACCUUACGAAUCAUUUCUGCACCGAUAUUUUCAAUCAUUCUCUACGAUGUUUCAAACUUUCUUGAUCUCAUAAUAAUCUUGUCGAGUGCAGUAUGUUUGAUUAGUUAUCAUUUACAUAACAUUGGCUAUAUCAACAAUUUCCUUUCGUUUUACUAUUGGUUACUAAUUUUGAAAUCAUUUCGCAUCUACCGAUUAACUCGACAUAUGUCGCAUCUACGUUUACUAUACAAAGCCAUUGCUAUGAGUUUAAAUGAACUCUCUUCGUUGAUUAUAUCUGUGACAUUCUGUAUGUUAUUAUUCGGAACGAUGAUUUAUAUCAUUGAUAAUUCCAAUCCGGAAUCGAAUACUAGAAACAUUCUCGAUGGAUUUUGGUUGGCUUUCAUUACACUAACGACAUUAGGCUAUGGGGAUGUAUAUCCACGAUCCUUCGAAGCUCGAUUCGCUGCCAGUUUUUGUGCUUUAACUGGUAUUAUUGUAUUUAGCAUGCCAACGACGAUUGUCUUUAUGAAAUAUUCAAGUCUAAUACAAAAUCGUUGGAAACAACAUCGUAGUAUUCGAUAUUUAGAUAUCGGUCAUCGUGUUGACUUAUUUUUUCCUAGCAAUAACACGACGUUAAUUCGACAACAAAUAGUUAUGAGUCAAUUGAUAACUUAUAAUAGUGUGAAUGAUGGUGUUACAUCUCGACGUUAUACAGGUUAUCCACUCAACUCGACGUUAGUCAGUUCUUAUACUCCUGAUACGAUUCGGAGUAUUAUUAAUCAUGCAGCAGCCGGCCAACCUUACUCUACCGCCGUCUGGAUUCGUAUUAAUCGAGUGGGCAUACAAAUCAGUGCUCAAGAUCCUCAAAUUGCUCGAACACGUAUACCCGUUUUCAUCCCUAUUGGACUUGUACAUGAUAUUUAUAUGUUACCUAGUAUAAAUAACGUUAUCUGUAUCGUUUAUGAUGAGCUUCAAUCGAGCAUGAAAGGUGUAUUAUUGUAUGUGGUACAUCCUUCCGAUGCUCAAUUGUUACGUGACGAUUUUCGUAUUGUUAAACAAGCUAAUAAUUCUCAACAAGCACCACCACAACAGCAACCCUAUUCAAGCCCUUUUGAUAGUCUGUAUCCACUCGAAAACCGUCAACCGUAUACACCAAUGCCGAGUAAAUCGCCAUUGUUGUAUGAACCUUAUCGUAAUAAUACGAAUAUUCGUCAACCAUCACCCCGCCGUAUUUUAUAUAAUCGCGAAAACGAAGCAAACAGAAAGCCUAAUAUGACGCCAACAUUACUAUCGAUAACCCAUUCGCCAUAUAAAGGUAGCUAUCAUAGUGAUCGAGAAGAACAUACUCACCGACGACAUCGAAGUCCAAAAAAGCAGAAAAGUGGACAAUCACCAUCGAAACGCUCAAAUGAUAGUGGAGUUAAACAACGAAAAUAUCGAUCACGAUCACCAGAGAAAGCGGUCAAAUCGAAAACGCCCGUUGCAAAUAAUAGUAUAGAUCUAACUCCAGAACAAUUACAACAACAACAACAGCAACAAUUGCUUUUACAACAACAGCAAUUGGCUGCUUGGCAAGCGUCUCAACAACAACAACAGAUGCCUUUGAUACCCAUAGGCAUUUACAAUCGCUACGUGCCAAAGACGAUUCCAUUGCCGACAGGUGAAACAUUGCGAACGGCAUUACCACCUGCAACUGUGGGACAGACAGGAAGUAACGGCGCUGCCUUGGCGUAUAUAGAGUCGCAAGACACUCCAAAGGGGAACACUAGUAGUCGUACACCAUCACGUUCACGUUCGAAUUCUCCUCGUCGUCUUCAUGAUCAUCAACAGAACCGUUCAGUCAGCGCUCAACAUUCAUCAGGCGGUCUAUCAAGUCGUCACCAUCAUCAACACCAUCGACGUGAACGCACGAAUGGUAACGCAUACGUUAUUACACGUGGUGAACCGGCUGCAUACGAUAGUUCAUCUCAACCAUCACGGUCACGAUCGAAAUAUACCUCGUCGGCAAAUCCAAAUUACAAUUCAAGUGAUAAUGAAGAUGAUACAAAGCAAUAUUUGAAAAUGCUAAUUGAUGAAAUGCAAGCAAUGAAAUUAGAAAUGAACAGAAUGCGACAAUUAGCCGUCACUGCUCCGAAAGGACGUUCCGAUUCGAUACAUGCCGAUAUAAAAGAUCUCCGUACACAUAUUGAUAUGAUCCGAGCACGUAUAGCGAUGACGCCAAGAGUUGCCGAUAAAUAA